GCGCAACAAGUGCAAAACUUUUGGCCCAGACAUCAGAUCUGUGUUUUGAUUUCAUUUGAAUGGCAGUGAUUGGGAACCGGUCCUCAAAACUGGUUACUCAAAAAAAAUUGAGAAAAAACAACACAAAAAUUUCAAGUUCAAAAGUGAAAUAAGUGAAACAAGUUGCUCCAUUUAAAUCGAGACCGAGAAACUACCCGCAAUAUUUUUUGGGGGAGCAGACAACUACUUAAAUGCUGGACACCCCUAUGAAGGUCUUGCUGUCAACUGAUAAAGAGAUAAUGCGGCUGCAAAAAUUAAACAAUAGUACGACAAGACAAGACAAAAGACACGUCGAAGAUUUGAUACUCUCAGAGAAAUACUGCGCCAACAUGCGACCAAUUAUUUCCCGUUCGCUCUUUGUGCAAUUCACUGCAAUGGGAUUGGUUUUGGCCUGCACUUUAAUUCAAAUUCUAUUCUUUGCCAACUUUCUGACGGCACUUUCGGCCAUAUGGUACUUGGCCGCUGCUGCUCUGCAAUCCUUUCCCAUUUGCUUCACCUGCGAUCAUAUUCUGGCGGAUUGCCAAAAACUCUCGAUGGCCAUAUUCCAUUCAAAUUGGAUCGGUGCCGAUCAUCGAUAUACUUCGGCCCUCAGGCAUUUCAUGCACAAUGCUCAGCAACCAAUUCGUUUUAUGGGCGGCGGAGUUUUGCCCAUCUGCCUAGCGACCUACAGCCAAAUGGUGAAAAUGGCCACCAAGCACUUAAGUAGAAAAUGA
Drosophila albomicans is the source of this 752-nucleotide messenger RNA. RefSeq names its product odorant receptor 98a-like. The transcript is spliced from 4 exons. Gene Ontology annotation, cellular component: plasma membrane. The coding region runs from base 231 to 752 and encodes 173 amino acids. Gene Ontology annotation, molecular function: olfactory receptor activity; odorant binding. Lineage: Eukaryota; Metazoa; Arthropoda; Insecta; Diptera; Drosophilidae. The record is from RefSeq and is a predicted model, not a curated record. Gene Ontology annotation, biological process: detection of chemical stimulus involved in sensory perception of smell; sensory perception of smell.